ACCGCGUAUUGUCGCGUGCCGACUGCUUAGGGUGCUCUGCCAUGAGGGAUAUAUAAGUCGUGUUUAUCGCGUGACCUGUAGCUGUCAAUACGUACGUUAAAGUUCGAACAUUUCGUCGAGGUUAUGUUGUGAUCCGUGCUCUAGGACUACUGGAUUUUUUCGGAGUGGCCCGUUUCAUUAGACUGCGCCCCCGAAAAAUUCGGGAAAAGUUUUGCGGAACAAGAGACUACUUUGGCAUGCAACACGAAUCUCCAUGGUCGACAGCUAUCAUGGCCACUAUCGGUUCGGCAUCAGCAAUUGCUACAUCGACCUCUGUCGCCCUAUUGCUCAUUCUGGCCACCCUGCCCCGUGUUCUUGGCGCACUGGAGCUAGAUUCAUGUGAUUCUCCAUUGGGAAUGGAGUCCGGAGCCAUAAAGAACUCCUCGAUAACAGCAAGCUCAGUAUAUGACUUCAGUAGUGUUGGACCUCAGCAUGGAAGGCUACGCAACAACAAAAACGGAGGUGCCUGGUGUCCCAGAAAUAUAAUUUCCAGGGAGGCCAAGGAAUACCUUGAAAUCGAUCUGGAAAAACUCCAUGUAAUAACGGAAACCAGAACACAGGGGAGGUAUGGCAACGGGCAGGGUAGGGAGUACGCCGAAGAGUACAUGGUGGAUUAUUGGAGGCCAGGAUUAGUAGAAUGGAAGCGGUGGAAAAACAGAUCGGGAAGAGAGUUGCUGAAAGGAAACUCGAAUACCAACACUAUUAUGGAACAGAAACUGGACCCUCCGAUAAUCGCAUCCAAGAUACGUUUCCUUCCCUACAGCGAGCACGUACGGACAGUUUGUAUGCGUGUUGAAGUGGUGGGAUGCCCCUGGAAGGAUGGCAUCCUGAGCUACAGCAUGCCCCAGGGUACCAGAAAGGGAAAACUCGAUCUCAGAGAUGAGACCUACGACGGCUUAGAGGACGCUGGACAUGUGUUCCAGGGACUGGGACAGCUCGUGGACGGACACGUCGGUCAGGAUAAUUUCAGAGUUGACCUGACGGGAUAUGGCAAAGGUUACGAAUGGAUCGGCUGGCGCAACGACUCCAUUGGAUCAGCUUCGGGCCAGUCUGUGGAAAUACUGUUCGAAUUCGACGUCGUCAGGAACUUCUCAGCUGUCCAUCUUCACACGAACAAUCUCUUCAGCAUGGACGUGCAGGUCUUCUCGCAUGCCAAAGUUUUCUUCAGCGUCGAAAACAACGUCUUCGAUGGAGAAGCCGUUCAUUUCUCUUACAUGCCGGAUUUGGUGUUAGAACACGCCAGAAAUGUCACGAUCAAGCUUCAUCAUCGCAUCGGUAAAUGGGUCAAGUUGCAACUAUAUUUCGCAUCCAGAUGGAUUUUGCUCAGUGAAGUUUCCUUCGAUUCGAAGCCUGCCACGAACAAUUCCACGGAACAACCUGAGAACGGCGCGAAUCAAACCUCGCUCCACAAUUCAAAGGAAUAUCCGCCGCAAAGGGACGAGGGCAAGAGGCUGCACACGAGGUACCAUAGCAACAACACGACGACGUUUAGCGAGCCAAAGUUCAACGAGGGGACGGGGUUCCAGUAUAUCGCUUUCGUUAUCGGUACCGUGAUUGUCGCCAUGAUGAUACUGCUGGCGGCGAUCGGGUUUAUCAUUUUCCGGAAUUAUAGGCUCAAGGAGACCUCGAGUGUUUCCAGACCUCCGGUGGUGGAGGAUAAGCCGAUAGGAAACGAGAAGAUGCGGUUGGAAACCAACGAUAAAACUUCGCUUUUUCCCACAACUUUCAGGCCCAGCUUCUAUUCGAAGAAACAUAAUUCAGGAGAUUUCACUGAUGUUCCAGAUCUGGUUUGCAGAGAAUUCCCGCCGCAGGCGUCGCCGCAAAGACACACCACCCCGUCAAAGAAAAAACGCUCUUCACGACCCUCUCUGAAUUUUCUUGCAGACCAACUGGACGACGCCCUGCCCGAAUACGAGACCGUGGGAAGCAUCGCGUCCAGCCCGCUGAACACCCUGUCCCGCCACCAGCAGCCCGGCGGCUACGAGGUGUUGAAGCAGAAGCAGCUGGUCAAACUGCCCCCGACGCCGAAGGACCUCUGGGACACGAACCUGUCGGAGAUCGAGAGCUUCCCCCGCGAUCAGUUACGCAUAGUGGAGAAGUUCGGCGUGAGCCAGUUCUGCGACAUCCACCUGUGCGAGAUAGUGGGUAGCUAUAGGGACGUCGGGUGGCAUCGCGGCGACACCAAGUUCGUGGUGGUGCACACCCUCCGCGCCGAAUGCUACAGAACAGAUUUCAACGCGGAAGUAAACGUACUGUCGAGAUUGAGACACGCAAAUAUAGCGAGGCUGCUGGGGGCAUGUCUGGACUCCGAGCCCAUUUGCGCCAUUCGCGAGUACACGCCGCACGGUGAUUUGUGUCAGUUUUUACAAGAUCACGUGGCGGAAACUGCGAAAUCUCCGACAUCGACUGCGAGGACGUUAAGUUUAUCAUGCCUGAUCUACAUGGCAACACAGAUUGCCGCUGGAAUGAAGUACUUAGAAUCACAGCGUUUUGUGCAUAAAGACUUAGCUGCUAGGAACUGCCUAGUCGGAAAACGGUACGAAAUAAAAAUUUCCGAUUUCGGAUCAUGUCGUCAAAUCUACAGUUCCGAUUACUGUCAGAUUGCAGGAUCUCUCCUGCCUUUACGUUGGAUGGCAUGGGAAAGUGUUAUUUCGGGUCAUUUCUCGAGUAAAAGCGACGUUUGGUCCUUUGGAAUAACGUUAUGGGAGAUCUUGACGUUCGCUCGAGAACAGCCUUUCGAAGAACUGAGCAACGAUGAGGUGAUGGAGAAUGUGACUAGAUAUUACGAAGACGAAGACAAACCGGUCCUGCUCGGUGUCCCGGUGAACUGUCCCAAGGAUAUAUACGAACUCAUGUGCGAGUGCUGGCAACGCAACGACGUUGACAGGCCAAAAUUCCGGGAAAUAAAUCUUUUCCUCCAGAAGAAAAUACUGGGCUACAAUCCCGAUUUUCAUUGAGUCAUCAUCGCAACGACAAUAUGUUUCAUCGACAAUAAAACGAUAAUUUUAAGUAAUAGCGGCAUAUCAGUAGGUUAUUCGGUUAUAUGUUGCAUCGGUCGACAUGAACUCUUGGCGCGAAGCUGUUUUUAUUGUAUAUUUGUUGAAAUUGUGAUCCGAACAGUUUUUUAUAGUAUUCGUGGUGUUGCGCCACCGGCAGAUGUGAAUUUGUGAUUGCGAAUGACUAUUAAGUAAAAAAACGCCGAAAUGUAAAUAGGGCACCGAUGAAGUUGACGUUUAUUGAAUCCCCGAAAGUGCAAUGCAAGAAUUGUUAUUCUCAAUUUUAAUAAUGGUCCUCAUCACUAUUAUUACAUGUAUAGCACAACAAAUAUUCGCUCUGGAGCAGUGGCAACGGGUGUUUUUACAGGUGCUCUUCGGAAAAUAUCAAAUAUUUGUUCCGGUGAGCAGAAGAAAGUGUUUCCAUCGAUAUUUGGACUCUGCAUGAGAGGCUGGAAUUUUUUAUUUUUAAUAUCGAGGAAACAGCAGCUAUAUCACAAUCAUUUCGACGAUAUUAUAUGUGGAUCUGAAUAGGCUCAUACAGGGUAAGUCGCUGGGUAGCUUGAGUGUUGUGGAUACGGAUUCUCGAACCUGAAAGAAGCACUCAGAUUUUACGGGAGUUCAAAUUCGGUGCUGGUAAGAUAAUUUCACUUUAUGAGGAUGGAAAUGAUAAUCUCAAUUUUGAAUUCAAAAUGACCGAUUAAAACCAAGAAUCAUUAUCGAGACAGAUUUGAUUUGAUAAAAAAUGAAUACCUUUUCAAUGUAAGCAGGUUAUAAAUUCGAUGUAGAAAAAUCAUUAGAAAAUCACUCAAAAAACUGACUGUGUACCAAUACUCGUAGAUGAAUGGAUUAUGAUGAUUCUGACCUCCGCGUUCGUUUUCCCCAGUUUUCGUGAAGAUGAAUGUGUCUUUACCGUGUGACGAGAUUCAAAACUGAUGUAUAGGUAUAUCAUGGUUGAUUUGUGGUUAACGCUAUUAUUGAAUAUAAUAAAGUCAAGUUGUAACAGUUUUGUAAAAUAUCGAACAUAAUGUAUCCUUUCUCGGAAAUAGUGAAUAUACUAUGUAAUAGUAGUUAAAUAAACUGUAAUUGGUC
This is a messenger RNA of Coccinella septempunctata (seven-spotted ladybird), 4124 nucleotides long. RefSeq names its product discoidin domain-containing receptor 2-like. Gene Ontology annotation, cellular component: signaling receptor complex. The record is from RefSeq and is a predicted model, not a curated record. The coding region runs from base 237 to 2996 and encodes 919 amino acids. Gene Ontology annotation, molecular function: ATP binding; collagen binding; protein tyrosine kinase collagen receptor activity. Lineage: Eukaryota; Metazoa; Arthropoda; Insecta; Coleoptera; Coccinellidae. The transcript has 15 exons. Gene Ontology annotation, biological process: positive regulation of kinase activity; protein phosphorylation; cell surface receptor protein tyrosine kinase signaling pathway.